Molecule: messenger RNA, 1712 nt
Organism: Olea europaea var. sylvestris
Lineage: Eukaryota; Viridiplantae; Streptophyta; Magnoliopsida; Lamiales; Oleaceae
Product: exopolygalacturonase-like
Exons: 5
Coding region: 86-1273 (395 amino acids)
Biological process (GO): carbohydrate metabolic process
Molecular function (GO): polygalacturonase activity
Source: RefSeq, a predicted model, not a curated record
AUUGGAUUCACAAUGAUCUAAAAAUAUACAAACACAGGGAAAAAAAACGAAAAAAAUAAAAAUAAAAAAAAAUAAAAAUAAAGAGAUGAAGAUGGCUUCGAAAUUCACCUUGUUGUUUCUCCCACUGCUAGCAUACAUUGUAAAUGCCCAAGAGCCAGCGACUUUUGAUAUCGGAAAUUAUGGUGGGAAACCUGAUGCAAAUAUAGCCGAGGCUUUAUCGUGCGCUUGGAAGGAGGCAUGUGCAGCUACAACUCCGAGCACAGUUGUGGUGCCAAAAGGCACUUUCAUGUUAGAUCAAGUAAAAUUAGCAGGCCCAUGCAAAGCCCCCAUUGAGCUUCAAGUCCAGGGCACGAUUCAAGCCCCUUCAGAUUAUAAUGAUUUGCCCGACAAGGACGCUGCAUGGAUCACUAUACAUUACGUCGACCACUUGACCGUACAAGGUGGUGGAGUUUUUGAUGGCAAUGGUAAAGAAGCAUGGGCCAAAAAUGAUUGUGGCACAAAUCCAGAUUGUGUUAAACUUCCAACAAAUCUCAGCUUCAAUUUCAUCACCAACUCAAUCAUUCGUGACGUGACGACUCAAGAUAGCAAAAAUUUUCACGUCAAUGUGUUAGGGUGUAAGAAUGUUACGUUCCAACAGUUCACCGUGAGUGCGCCGGGUGAUAGUGUUAAUACAGACGGACUUCACAUCUCAAGGUCAGAAGGGAUUAACGUCACUGAUUGCGUCAUCAAAACAGGAGAUGAUUGCAUCUCCAUUGGUGAUGGCAUGAAAGAACUCCAUAUCGAAAAGAUAACUUGCGGGCCAGGCCACGGCAUUAGCGUUGGAAGUCUUGGUAGAGGCGCUACCGAAGAAGAUGUAACCGGCAUUUAUGUCAAGAAUUGCACAUUCAUUGGCACCCAAAAUGGUAUUAGAGUGAAAACAUGGCCUUCUGCCCCAGCAGAACUCAAGAUAACAGAUCUGCAUUACGAAGAUAUUAUUAUGGACAAUGUUGAGAAUCCUAUUAUCAUUGAUCAGGCAUAUUGUCCGUAUAACCAGUGCAAGCUAGACUCUCCAUCUCUCAUUCAAGUCAGUCAAAUGACUGUAAAAAACAUUAGGGGCACCUCAAAAACUCCGGUGGCAAUGACGUUUGCUUGCAGCGAAGCCAAACCUUGUGAAAAUGUGGAGAUCGGAGAUAUCGAUCUUGCAUGCAGCGGAACCGAAGGGCCUCUCACCACUAAAUGUGCCAACAUCAAGCCUACUUUAGUCGGCAAACAGAAUCCACCAAUUUGUGCUUAAAUAAAGGCUCCAUCAAUGUUGCAAUAAUGUAUUUUUCUAUUAGGAUUUUGAAGAAUGUAAUUGAUAAUGUCUCUAUGAAAGUAACAGAGACAAGUUUAAUCAGCAGCCACUCGAGUAUAUGUGCAUGGAUCACCACCCACUUGGCAUAAAAAGUUGCCCUCCGCCUUACUACAAAGGAGCUUCAACCGACUUUCAUCACUAACGCGCAAUGGAAAAAUCUUGACUUGUAGUCACCGACUUUUUCCACUAUAUAUAUGUGUUCAGCUUCGACAUUUUGUGUAAGAAUUGAGAGACAGACAGUUUAUUUAUUUUUAUAUAGAGAUAUAUGCUAAGGUGGUUCUAGUAUAAUUAAAUAAAAUAAGUGUGAGUUGAAAGUGUCCAACUGUCACUUGUAUAAUUUUCGUCUCAAUAAAAUAUUAUUUCUUUGAUUUAAAUUCAA